Messenger RNA from Durusdinium trenchii, 318 nucleotides. Lineage: Eukaryota; Dinophyceae; Suessiales; Symbiodiniaceae. The record is from the annotation of a GenBank genome assembly.
AUGGGACCCCAAGGGCCGGACCUGGCUGAACUUGUUUCGACCAGCGUGAAGCGAUACGAACCAGGACUGACAGCAUAUGGAACUGAGUCGCUUGCUUCGGUCAUCACAGGUGCUCGCUUAAAGGAGCUCUUGCCAGUAGACUACGAGGGUGACGGGUGUGGCGGGAAUGUGAGGAGCGCCCGAGUUCGAGUGAGGAUCACUGACGUUGGCCCACUUGGCUUUGGACUCGAUUUUCGCAAUCCUGAUGAACUCUCCGAUGGCAUUCACAAUUCUAUUGUUGAGGAUGGUGAUUAUUAUCCGGGUGGAUUUGAUUGGUAG